Molecule: messenger RNA, 2968 nt
Organism: Pocillopora meandrina
Lineage: Eukaryota; Metazoa; Cnidaria; Anthozoa; Scleractinia; Pocilloporidae
Source: the annotation of a GenBank genome assembly
AUGGGUUGCACGAACUCACGCAGAAUUGGAAAUACACUGAUUCUUCAUCCGCAGUUCAAAUCCAUUGAGAACACUGUGAUUCCUUUAACAGAUGAACAAAUAAAAAUCGUAAGAGAAACAUGGGAAAUACUCGAGCCGACCAAGAAAGAAAUUGGAGUGAAUGUCUACAUACGGUAUGGAUUUGAUUUAUGCCGCCGCUAUUUUUAGGUGAUCUCUCUUGGAACGCCGCCCGUUUUGCGAUAUUUUUACCCAAUAGAUAUUUCAUUUCGCAAAGAAACAGUACUACAGUCUAAUCAUAGUUACGUUUGCCGGACAUCAGUCGAGAGUAAGUCGAUAUAUGAUUACAAAUAAUCUAUUUUCACAGCUUUAUUUUAUGUUCCGUGUCUUCAAGAUCAUGACAAAAGGACCUAGAAAUUCGCCGAGUUUGGUUUAUUUAAGGAAAUCUGUUUUUUUCAUGCAUCGGCCUAAGUUCUCCAUAGUGAUCAUUAACAACAUAUAUACAUAAUUGGGGAGCUAUAUCUGCCACUAUUAUAUCCCGAAACUCAAGGAGACAACGGAUCAAGACAGCUCUAACACAAAAUAUACUGACCUUCCGUGGCAAGGAAGGGGUUUCCUCGCCUUCAAUUACAAGGAAUUUAAAUUUCAAGUCAAAUUGUCAAAAUCAAUGGCAAUAACCAACGUAAUAACAUCACCUUAUCGCUAAUUGUUUGUCUUCAUCGUCGUCGUUGUGUUUUUUUCUGUUUUCGUGUGAAGCCCUUCACAAUUUCGCAUACAGAGAAUGCCAAAAUGCUGUCAUGCCUACUUAGGACUGUUCAUUCGUUUGUUUCUGAAGUUUUUUUUCCUUUUUCAAUAUCUUUGAUUUUCCUCGUUAAUUAAUAAAUUUGCCAUUCGUCAUGUUCCUGCAUAACGUACCAAAAACGUAAAUUUGAAGACAUAGAUGACAGUGCGUCGUAGUAUAAAUUGUAAAGUUUCUCAUUAUCCAUAUUUAUUAGGGAGAAACUGAGAGUAUUCUGCGACUGUUAAAAAAUCUGAUUAUUCCAUUACUCGACUGUUUAUAAUCGUAAUGAUAUUUCACGCACGUAAGAUUGUUUACGCUGCAAUUUACUUUUGUCAGAUCAGGUAGUAAAAUAAAUAUUUAUUAACAUGUUUAGAUCCAUGUCAAUAUAUCACUAAGAAAUGUCUCACUAAAAUCCCCAUAAAUAAACUUCUCAUUUUCAAAUCAUUUAUCUCAGCGAGCAAUGGCAAUAGUGACAAAUACAAACGAUUAGAAACUUGAAUCCCGAAUUAAGAGCUCAUCCACCCAACUACAUUUCCAUGACUUACAUUUAAAAUUGUCAAAUACUUGUCAACAAAACUUGGUAGUUCGUGGCUGUUACGACCUGACACCAAGUUUCUUCUCAGCCAGUUGCUCGUUGACGAGUUAUAUUAUACAAAAGAAUAAUUGACGGCUAUGCUGUCCAAAUUUGCUUAAAAAUUCUGAAAGGUAUAUGAUCGAUUCUUCGACGGAACGAAGCCCGGGUUGCCUGGCGCCAUACCAGCUACGAAAUAUUUUUCUCAAUUAUCUGAUAAUCAUUUCUAUUAUAGGAAUUUACAAAAAUGGCAUCAUCUUUUAUAAUUUACAUGGGCGUCUGUAUAACAGACUUAACUGACCCAUGAAAAGCAUGUAUAAGUUUUCUCUCUUCACUCUCUUAAACCUAAUAUCAGUAAAUUAAAUUAGUCGUAUGUAUGCACUAAACCAUUCAAAUAGUGAAGAGUUUGGCAGUAAAUGUGCGAUUACUUCGGUUUUGGGAUAAACCUUAUUUGGAAUCAGUUCGAGGGUUGUCCAGCAUCAGCAAUUACGCUUUAAAUAGAACAGUGAUUGGUUAGCGAAAAGGAAGAGAGAUGGAGUGUUUUUCGGUCGCGUUUAAGAUAUUUUUUUUAAUGAUGAAAUCUUAUUUUGUACACCACUUGUUACAUUGAAUUGACCGUGGAAGCCUGGUUACGGUUACGAGGCUAGACUUAGGCUAUUUCUGUUCAGGUUUAAAAAGUGAAUACUGGUGUUAAAUCUGUACCUUCCUUAAGACUAAGACGGUCCGGGUAGGCCUGGGUUUAAAACCGUGGUCGGUUUCAAUCAAAAAUCGCCGUCAAAACUCUAAAGCAUAUGUAUGGGUGCGAGUUUUUUAUAUGUCAGACCUAAUUAUGAGAAUAUGUGGGCACGCGAACAUGCGCCUAAUCCACAUUGAGGUUUUUUAACUUUUUUUUUAUUUUUGUUUCUGUCAGAUUCCUGAAGAUGAAUCCUGAUAUAAAAUCGCGCUUCACUGAAUUCAAGGAAAUCUCAAUUGACGAAAUAAAUAAAAGCAAUGGUCACCCUAGAAGAUUGAUGGCUGCCAUCGAAAACUCAAUCGGUUCGCUCGAUGACCCCGAGACUUUCGCUGGUUACGUGUUGGAGUUAGGAAGGAGGCAUAUCAGGCUACGCUCCAAACCGACGAAGUCCCAUGUAAGAUCCAAAUAGAAACUUUCCAUGUGAACUUUAAAUUGGAGUCGAAUAGGUGCUCAUGACGUGAUAAUCAGAUGUCUUAGUUUGAACAGGAGUUGUUUUAUCAACCUCGCAUCCAGGGUCCCUCUCACGGCCCCUCGGGCGCGGGAAAAAGAGAGAUCCUGGUAAUAGAGAUAUUGCUGUAUCAGGACCUAAAGAAAGGAAGGCUGAUUGCGAAACAGACUCUAGUUCGAGAGUCAAACAUGACUAAUUCUCAUAGAUACACAAACAAAAAGUAAAUUUGUUCCCUCUUGAUACUUUUUUAACGAUGCUAGCUUCUGUUUAAUCUAUUCAUCCUCUUCUGUUAAGUUCAUAGAUUUAAGGAAAGCGUUCAUUGGUAGCAUUAAAGAACCUCUCACCACCAAUUGGAGACCAGAGGUAGAGGAGAGCUGGGUACUACUGUUCGACUUUAUGACUGCCGUUAUGAUGAAAGGACUCAGUUCCACGUCCUAA